Molecule: messenger RNA, 1092 nt
Organism: Penicillium alfredii
Lineage: Eukaryota; Fungi; Ascomycota; Eurotiomycetes; Eurotiales; Aspergillaceae
Product: FAD-dependent oxidoreductase
Exons: 6
Coding region: 1-1092 (363 amino acids)
Molecular function (GO): FAD binding; D-amino-acid oxidase activity
Source: RefSeq, a predicted model, not a curated record
AUGACGAACAACAUUGUGGUUCUGGGCGCCGGUGUGUCUGGCUUGACGACGGCGUACUUGCUGUCGCAAGAUCCAGCCAACAAGAUCACUGUGCUCGCAAAGCACAUGCCGGGAGACUAUGACAUUGAAUAUGCCUCGCCAUGGGCCGGUGCCGACUACAUGCCUAUGGGAAAAGAAGGGAGCGCCCACCAGGCCUGGGAACAGGCCACCUGGCCGGCAUUGAAGGAGCUGGCCGAGAAGCACCCCGAGGCGGGUCUGCAUUUUCGCGAUUCUUGGAUUUACAACCGCACGAAGGAUCAAAAGUCCCUCGCGGGGCAAUUCUUCUCGGAACUGGUGCAGCCCAAUCCUUGGUAUAAGGAUGUCGUGCCGGAUUUCAAGUCCGUUCCUGCAGACCAAUUGAGCCCCAGUAUCCAUAACGCUCAAUCGUUCACCUCGGUCUGCAUCAACGUUGCAGUGUACUUGCCGUGGCUGGUCGGCCAGUGUGUCAAGAAUGGGGCCGUCUUCAAGAGAGCCGUGCUCAAGCACAUUGCCGAUGCCGCUCUGGCACACCAUACUGGACAGAAAGCCGAUGUAGUUGUCAACUGUACUGGUCUGUCAUCCAAGUCGUUGGGCGGUGUACUCGACGACAAGCUUUAUCCUGCCCGGGGUCAGAUCGUGGUGGUGCGGAACGACCCGGGGCCCAUGGUAUCAGUGUCCGGAACCGAUGAUGGAGAUGACGAGGUGCUGUACAUCAUGACUCGAGCUGCCGGUGGUGGUACUAUUCUCGGAGGCUCAUACCAGAAGCACAACUGGGACUCUUUGCCGGACCCUAAUCUCGCCAACCGGAUCAUGAAACGGGCAAUUGCGUUUAGUCCCCAGCUUGUGGGAAAGGGACAGGGAAUUGAAGGACUAGACAUUAUUCGACACAGUGUUGGCUUGCGGCCUCUGAGAGAUGGCGGCCCUCGCAUCGAGAAGGAUAAAGUGAACGGUGUAUCCGUGGUCCAUAACUACGGCCAUGGAGGGUUCGGGUAUCAGGCGUCGUAUGGUUGCGCCGAGUCCACCGUUUCCUUGGUCAAAGAGGUCCUAGAGAACAAGUCUCGAGCCAAGCUGUGA